GAUGCCAGCGACCACUGCCAGCAUCAAUCGUGAGGAAGUGACGUUCUGACAGCGCACUGUCCACGUAGCGUUUUGAGUACUCGCGCAUUGCGCAGGGCAUCGAAGCAAAGCAUUCAUUAAAAGCGACGUUUCGCGUUUCGUGCGGUGUGCUCGUGUGUAACGCGUGACUCUCUCAAUCGCUAUGGAUCAAAUCAAGAAGCUCACUGAACCUGGCCGUCAGUUUGCUAAGGAUAGCAUCCGGCUUGUUAAAAGAUGCACCAAGCCAGAUCGUAAAGAAUUUCAGAAGAUCGCUAUUGCUACUGCAAUUGGUUUCUGUAUAAUGGGCUUCAUAGGAUUCUUUGUUAAAUUAAUCCAUAUUCCAAUCAACAAUAUCAUUGUAGGCUCAUAAAAUUAAUCCCUGAAAAUUUUCAUCAAUAUUCUUAAGGAAAUAAUUGAUAAGGUUUCGAUAAGACUAUUUCUGUUGUUGCAUGUCCUUCUUGCUCUUAUUUAUAAAAAUGUAUCUGCUGUACUGAAUUGAGUUUGCGAGUGAGAUAGAUGAGAGAGACGUGUGUAUAAUAUGAGUUUUAUAAUAAAAUAGUUAUCUAAAAGAUCGGAUAUUUUUUUACUAAUUAUGCAUUCUAUAAAAAAUAAAGGUUUUUAAAAAA
Solenopsis invicta (red fire ant) is the source of this 644-nucleotide messenger RNA. RefSeq names its product protein transport protein Sec61 subunit gamma. Lineage: Eukaryota; Metazoa; Arthropoda; Insecta; Hymenoptera; Formicidae. Gene Ontology annotation, cellular component: membrane; Ssh1 translocon complex. Gene Ontology annotation, molecular function: transmembrane protein transporter activity. The transcript has 4 exons. Gene Ontology annotation, biological process: protein targeting; post-translational protein targeting to membrane, translocation. Bases 182 to 388 code for a protein of 68 amino acids. The record is from RefSeq and is a predicted model, not a curated record.